AUGGCUGUCAACUAUAUUUCUGAUUCUCCGAUCAGUAAUGCGUUGCCUUCGCCCGUGAUUAGCGAUGCCGCGGCACAAAAACGGUCAAUCCGAGUGUGCGCUGUUUGUGGUGAUACCCCUGCCAAAUUGCAUUACGGCGUCUUGGCCUGUUUUGGUUGUAAAGGUUUCUUCCGAAGGGCCGUCAAGGAAGGAAGGAACAAAUAUGUAUGUCGUUACGACAAGCAAUGCAAGGUGGACAAAUGUAGGGGUCUUCUGAAAGUUUUCUACCUUCAAAUUAAUACUGAUUUAAUGUUUUUUCCAUAUUUAGAUGAAAGAAAUAGUUGUCGCUAUUGUCGCUUCCGACGUUGCUUGGAAGUUGGCAUGAAUCCUGAUGGUAAGUGCAAAUGUUUCUGGUUACGCAAUAUUAACAUUCCUAGCUGUGCGGCCGGAUCGAAGCGAAGGGACGGGUCGAAGUCGCAACAAAUCUAUCUCUUCGGAGCAAAUCAAGUCCAUCCACGCUUCCUCGCACUUCCGGUUGACUCGGCAAGACUCAAGUCGGCCAGCUGAAACUAUUGCCGUGGCAGACAUCACCAAGGGCCAAGAGUAGGUGUUUGAUGUCCAUUUCUCAUCACAAACAAAUGUAAAAACAAUUCUUUUGUUUUCAGCGAAUUGGUUGACGAGAUCACAAAGCUCGAAGACAGAAGCAUAAAAGAUUGUCGAACGCAGAGUCUGGAUUCGGUCAAGAAUUUUACACUCAAGAGUUUAAUCAACGAACGCAUUCUCGCGUCAACCGAACAAGUAAUUGACUAGUUAGCCAACGGGACUAAUUCCGUACCAAUCUUGCAGAAUCGGCCAAUCUACGAGAACGGAGACAACUCCUUCCAUGCCCUGUGGCGGAUUGUUCAGGUGGUUGAUUGGGUGAAUGGAUUGUGUGCCCUGGCCCUUGAAAAAACGGAAACUGCAGACACAUUCACGGUAGAAGACAAGGUCGCAAUUGUACAGAAUGUUUUCACCAGAAUAACCUUUUUUCGUUUGUGUGUGGAUCGAGUUUUAGAGAGAGAAACAGACCAAUUGGCCGUUCUGCGCACACUUUUCUUAGAAGAGUGAGUUGAGACGGGGCAAGGGACAAGGAAAAACAAAUUUUAUUUGUUUAGAGACGACUUGGUUUAUAAUUCGGCCAGUGAAGAUGUAAUUCGUCCAUUGAAGAAGACCGCCGUCACCAAGACGGAGUUAUUGCUUUUCCAGGCCAUCUUAACCUCGGAUCCGGCCAUAAAAGGAAUAAGGCCCGCAGCGUCAGAUCUGUUGUCACAGUUCCGUAAUCUCCUUCAAGACUCGCUGCUGGAGGUCAUCAAAAAAUCUCACCCCUUUGGAAUUUCAUCUUUCGCGCAAUAUGGCAAUAUGUUACUGCUGACCCCUGCUAUUAUAGUAGGUACCCCACGUAAUCAGUUUAUAUUAAACUUCAGACUAUAUCGGAUCGACUCCACUCAGCUCUCCAACAACAAUUCCCUCUGUCUGUGCCUGUGGGAGAGGCCCCUCACUUCCGGCUACUCCAAUAUCUUGCUAAUCCCGAUACCACUGACUACCUCCGAUUCCCGCAGUUCAAUCGCAAAUUAUUUACAACAGAGAAGCAGGAGAAACUCCCAGAGGCACCGAUGCCACUGACAAACACCUGGCAGACCUUUGCAAAUGCCUUUACCGAGAUUCAUAUGACAAAUCAUUUGAACGCAUCGUGUCGAGGUCCCACUUUCUCUUUGAUGUCAGCUCUAAAUCCAUCCUUGCAUGGUCCUUCUUUUUACACCGCCCCGUCCCUCUUCCCAAAUCAGCCCCUGCCUGAUCCACCUCCUAGUUGUUCUGCUUUUGUUACUGUUCCAGCACCUCCUCUAACAGUAACCGCCCCAAGUCCGUCCACAGAAGUCUUAACGCCACAAGGAAUUUCCUUGAGCAGUCCGGGUGGAAGUGCAGAUAUCUGUGGAACAAUUGCAUAUCCCUUGAGUAAUUCCUCCACCGAUUCUCAACAAGGUCGACACAAUCGACUGGAAGUUCCGAGUUCAACAAAUCAACCCUUACAUAGUAAUGGAAGGGUUUACAAGCUACCUCUCCAAUUAACCAAAUCCAUUGAAGAGAUGCUAAAACCCCCAGGGCAGACUCAAGAUGACCUCAAUUGGAACAAACCGCUGACGAUGGACUGGGCUGAUCUCCAAGUUAGUACCCCUGCAUUUAACAAAGAAGUCGCCAAAUUCUUCCCCGAAACCGCGCUACCAAAUAAUGUGUAG
Messenger RNA from Bursaphelenchus xylophilus (pine wood nematode), 2252 nucleotides. Lineage: Eukaryota; Metazoa; Nematoda; Chromadorea; Rhabditida; Aphelenchoididae. The record is from the annotation of a GenBank genome assembly.